Messenger RNA from Tripterygium wilfordii, 3864 nucleotides. RefSeq names its product prolycopene isomerase, chloroplastic. The coding region runs from base 197 to 2110 and encodes 637 amino acids. Gene Ontology annotation, biological process: carotenoid biosynthetic process. The transcript has 16 exons. Gene Ontology annotation, molecular function: oxidoreductase activity; carotenoid isomerase activity. Lineage: Eukaryota; Viridiplantae; Streptophyta; Magnoliopsida; Celastrales; Celastraceae. The record is from RefSeq and is a predicted model, not a curated record.
CCUACCGAAAUCUAACCACAGUCUCACAACGUCUAUUUCUUUAUUCCCCUCUAAAUUUGUCUUGUUCAAUCUCCAAAUCAAAGGAAUAAUGGUUUGGAAUCACAGUCCACUUCUCCUUAUUUAAUUCCACACAAACAUACGGCAGCACCCAAACCAUCACAUCGUCUCUCCAAAUCCCUGAAACCUUCUUGAGAAUAUGUUGCUCUCCCACUCCCUAUCCACCCCAAAGAUCCGAGCUACACAGUUUCUCAAUCACAAAGGUAAUACCCAAUUCAGUACUUCAAAACCCACAAAUCAAAAACAUAUGAUUCACAAAAUUCUGUCCGUGGAUUGUGGUUACCAGCUCGCUGGGUUGGAUUUGAGGUCUAUCAAUUCUCAUUUCUUUGGUCAUGGGAGUGCUAUUCAUUUGAGUAAUCAUAGGCCCAGAAGUCAAAAGCACAGAAUGAAGGGCUGUGAGGUGAAUAGAGACUUCACUGUCAGGUCUGCAUCACUGAUGGCGGUGGAUGAAGGGCUGGGAAUAGAGGGGAAUGGAGGGGCAGGUAGUCAGAUGCAGUAUGAUGCCAUAGUUAUUGGUUCUGGGAUUGGAGGGCUGGUGGCCGCAACACAGCUGGCAGUAAAGGGAGCUAGGGUUUUGGUUUUGGAGAAGUAUGUCAUUCCUGGAGGAAGCUCUGGCUUCUAUCAGAGGAAUGGAUACACUUUUGAUGUGGGGUCUUCUGUCAUGUUUGGUUUCAGCGAUAAGGGAAAUCUAAAUUUGAUAACCCAAGCAUUGGCAGCAGUUGGCUGUCAGAUGGAGGUGAUUCCUGAUCCAACCACUGUCCAUUUUCAUCUCCCAAACAACCUUUCUGUCCGAGUACAUAGAGAGUAUGAUGAAUUUAUUGCUGAACUCACCAGUCGAUUUCCCCAUGAAAAGGAAGGGAUCCUCAAAUUCUAUGGUGAAUGUUGGAAGAUCUUCAAUGCUUUAAACUCAUUGGAACUGAAGUCGCUUGAGGAGCCAAUCUACUUGUUUGGGCAGUUCUUUCAGAAGCCUCUUGAAUGCUUGACAUUGGCGUACUUUCUGCCCCAAAAUGCUGGAGCAAUAGCUCGCAAGUAUAUAAAGGAUCCUGAGCUGUUGUCUUUCAUUGAUGCCGAGUGUUUUAUAGUGAGCACAGUUAAUGCUUUGCAGACACCAAUGAUUAAUGCAAGCAUGGUUUUAUGCGAUAGGCAUUUUGGAGGAAUUAACUACCCUGUUGGUGGUGUUGGUGGCAUUGCAAAGUCCUUAGCUAAAGGUCUGAUUGAUCAGGGCAGUGAAAUACUUUACAAGGCAAAUGUGACUAAAAUUAUAAUCGAGCAUGGCAAGGCUGUAGGAGUGAGGCUGUCAGAUGGAAGGGAGUUCUUUGCCAAAACCAUAAUAUCAAAUGCUACUAGAUGGGAUACCUUUGGGAAGCUGUUAAAAGAAGAAAAACUUCCUAAAGAGGAAGAAAAUUUUCAGAAAGUGUAUGUUAAGGCCCCAUCCUUUCUUUCUGUUCACAUGGGUGUUAAAGCUGAUGUUUUGACUCCAGAUACAGAUUGUCACCAUUUUCUGCUGGAGGAUGUUUGGACAAAGUUAGAGCAGCCAUAUGGAAGUAUAUUUUUGAGCAUCCCAACAGUUCUUGAUCCAUCAUUGGCUCCUGAGGGACAUCAUAUUCUUCACAUAUUUACUACUUCUUCCAUAGAAGACUGGGAGGGACUAACUCCAAAGGACUAUGACACAAAGAAGCAGCAUGUGGCAAAUGAGAUAUUAGCUAGAUUGGAGAAGAAACUGUUUCCGGGCCUCAGAUCAUCCAUAACAUUUAUGGAGGUUGGAACUCCAAAGACGCACAGGCGAUACCUGGCUCGUGAUAGCGGUACCUACGGACCAAUGCCACGCAGAACACCUAAGGGCUUAUUGGGAAUGCCAUUCAAUACUACAGGUAUAAAUGGUCUUUACUGUGUGGGGGAUAGCUGCUUUCCUGGACAAGGUGUCAUAGCUGUAGCCUUUUCUGGAGUAAUGUGCGCCCAUCGAGUAGCAGCUGAUAUGGGACUUGAGAAGAAGGCCCCUUUAUUGGAUGAUGCCCUCCUUCGUUUGCUUGGCUGGUUAAGGACAUUGGCAUAAACCAAGUGAAAUUUGGCUGGCCAUUGACGUCAACAUAGUUGGCCAGUUAUUGAACACAAGUAAGCCAAGAGAGGUAACUGGUUGGGUAUUGAAGCCUAUUGGAGGGGAGAUAUGUAUACUAAAGUGUUUGGUAAACCUUUAUGUUUUGACUCUGAUGACAUACCUGAUCUAGAAGGUCUUUGGGGUUAUCACAAUCUGAAUGCCACCAAAGUAAUCCCAAAAUAGUUGCUGUAGCGAGGACUUGGGUGAUUCUCAGCCAGCUAAAGUAGUCAUGCCGCCUUUCUUUGAUUCCUCUACAGGAUAAUAUGGCAUAUUGUUGCCACCAGCUUGCUCCCCAUACUCGCUUUGGUGAAGAAACAUUUGAUUUCACUUCUUCAUCAAGGGGAAUGGGAUCCAUAAGUUUAUUCUUCUCAUUUUCUGCAACUCUUGUGUCAUAUGCCUCCACCAGGUACUGUUUUAAAACAAAGCAUCAGAUAGAAAAAGGCACGUGGCACCUUCCUAUUACGGUCAUACCAGGAGGUAGAAAGGGCAUCUGACUUUGGGACAGUAAACUUAAAAUUGUACUGUUUUGAGCUAUCUAUUUCUUUACCUUCAUGUAGGAUGGUAUAAACUUUGAACCGCAUACAAUGAUUUAUAUUCCACAUAUUAGUAGUAUCCACAGCUAUCAUAUUUCAAUUCAACUAGGAAUUUUUUCCUGAGUCAAAGAUCAAUAUGUAUGAGUAGCUUCCGGUGUUAUGGGUAACAAAGUGGAGCUUUUGGCAAUGCGAUCAUGAUAAAAAUUACUCUUAAGGAUAUGAAAGUUCAAUUAGAAUAUGGUGACCUUUUCUUUCUCUCUUCAUUUUUGAAUAACCGUUCAGAUUUAUUCUUCAACUCUACUAGUUUUUCUACAUCAGGAUAAGUGGUACAUACAAGCACUUGGAAUUUGCUUCAAACUUAUUCUGUAUAUUCCUUGGAAGUUCUUCAAUGUUAAAGAGUGUACCUCAUGCACAACUGCUGGAGAUGGCUUCCCAUGUUGGAUUUCAAUCUCUGAAUUCCCCAUUUGCACUCUGUCCUCUAAUUCAGAUGGUAUGGAGAUAUCAAUGAUGUUUCCAUUGGCCAGGUCAAUCAAGAACUCGGCUGGGUUCAUAGAAAUUAGAGGAUUGCAUCCUAUUGAUGAGAAAUAAGUCAUUGCUUCUGAUGCUUUUCCAAAAUAGAGCAAACUCCCCUUCCCAAGGAGUAUCAACUUGUCAAAUUUGUGGAAGAGUCUACUUGAAGGCUGGUGGAUGGUCGUCACCACUGUUUUCCCUGCCUGCCAUAAGAACAGUGGUGGAGUCCAAGCCAGAGGUUGGCUCGUCAAGAAACAAAAGUGAAGGGUUGAUUAUGAUCUCAUUGCCUAUACAAACCCUUUUCCUCUCUCCUCCUGAUACUCCACGUACGAAAGAGCCACCAAUCAUAGUGUCUUGGCACCUGUGGAGAUCAGUAUUUCUCUUACUCAGUAGCUUUUCAAUACUGCUGAUGAAUGAAGAAGUUGGAAGUUGCUGCUCAGCUUGAUUUAAAUAUCUUUUGCAGUUCAGUUUCUGUCAAUUUACAUGACUCAGAGAAGUCUAAAAAUCUAUAUAAAGUUGACUUGGUUAAUUUACACUUGAAUGACUAUUUGUAGACAAGUCUAGUCAUCUUUUUUCCGAAUGCCUGUUGAGUCAUGAAAGUUUCCACACUGAGGAGACCAUCACUAUCUUGAGACAAAUAUGCAGAGACUUACUAUUAUGUGUUGCUGA